AUGCCGCUAGUUAAGAGGAUGAUAGCAGUAGAGAUGCAAGUCAGACGAGAGAAGGGCCUUUGCUACACAUGUGAUGCAAAAAUUUUGCCGGCUCAUCGGUGCCCUAAUAGACAACUGAUGAUGCUUCUUAAUGAAGAUGACAAGGACAUCCCUUUCAUAGAAGAGGUCGAGAUUAAAGAACCAGAGGUGACACUACAUCAUUUAUCUUUGCACGCCCUAAGAGGCACACAGGGGCCUACCACUAUCCAGUUUAAUGGAGAGAUUCAAGGAACGAAGGUGCAGAUUCUGUUGGAUGGGGGAAGCUCUGACAAUAAUUUUCUACACCCCAGGAUUGUUCAACAUUUAAAAAUUCUAGUAGAACUCACACCUGAGGUUAAGGUUCUGGGAGGGAUCGGACGUAUUUUGACUCACUCUAAAUUGACUGAUGCAUUUAACUGGUCCAAUGAGACCCAAAGUGCAUUCGAUAACCUAAAUCGCGCCCUUACUUCGUCUCCUGUCCUUGCAUUGCUGAAUUUCGUUAAGACUUUUGUGCUAGAGACUGAUGCAUUUGGUGCUGCGAUUGGGGUAGUUUUGAGUCAGGAUGAUCAUUCUAUGGCCUUCUUUUCUAAGAAAUUGUCACCUUGA
Neltuma alba is the source of this 624-nucleotide messenger RNA. RefSeq lists its product as uncharacterized. The record is from RefSeq and is a predicted model, not a curated record. The transcript is spliced from 2 exons. Lineage: Eukaryota; Viridiplantae; Streptophyta; Magnoliopsida; Fabales; Fabaceae. The coding region runs from base 1 to 624 and encodes 207 amino acids.